UUCCUCUCGAGUGCAACAAAAAGAAAAGAGAGAGAGACAGAAAGAGGACCGCAAAGCAGACGCGCGCGCAGACACACAGUGUGCGCUCACCCUUCUGCGGCCGCAUUCUUUCUUCCUUUCUUUCUUUCUUUCUUCCUUUCUUUCUUUUAUUUCUUUAUUUAAAGAGCGCGAGACGCAGGCAGGUGCACCGGGACCCGGAUACAUAUAUGCUGCGCGCAGAACCGGGACACGCGCCGGAGUGAGGAGAAAACCAGCGGAGGUGAACGUGGAGAAUCUGGAUUUUAAAUCGGGACACAGGAACAAGGAAUAGAGAAGGUCGUGUUGACGGUGGACGUACAACCCGUUUUUGUCUCUAGAAGGUUUUAUGACGGAACGUGAUUUCUUCCUUUCAGAAGUGCUAAAAGGAAAUUUCCAACAUGAACACAGGUAGUGAAAGUCAUUUUCAGACUCUGAUGCCUGGCGGUCACGCUCUAUGACGGACGGAUUGAGGAACGGUGACGCGAGCAGCUCCACUCUGACUGCUAAAGGCUACAGAAGCGUUCAUCCCAACCUGCAGGACAAGAGCAGCCCUGUCCCGGUUCCGCUCCCACCCCCUCGGAGAGAGAGCUAUCACAUGACCCCAAACCCUCCACCUUACAGCUCCAUCGUUCCCUCUGGAUCUUACGCCAUCCAAUCCAACUCCUCGUACUUGUAUUCUGAAACCGCUCGCACUACCAGCUCAGAGAUCGCCCAAGAUAUUGUUAAUGCUAAUGCUAACAGCUUUAUUAGCCAGCUCCUGGAGCGCAAGGUGCCGCUUCUGAAACUCGCUAAUGAAGGAUCCACUGCUAACACUAAAGAUGUAAGCAGCGAUACUAACAUGUAUCAACCGUGGGCUAAUACUAACACAGUGAAGGUCAUAAACCCUGGUUCGACCGAUGAUAUUCCGCCAUCCCCACCACCGCGUACACACUCCAAAUCCCCUGCUACGACACACACAGCCUCUCUCUCCAUUCGGAUAGCUCCUAAGGGCUCAGAAUACCGUUCCCAAUCUGGACUUCGAGCUGGAUUUGGAUCCCAAAGCCAGGAUCCUGCUGAGCCAAGCCCCAAAGUGCCACCCAGACCUGCAGGCGAUGAGGCGGGUGAAAUGGCGAUUAAUGGAAGUGCCCACUCACAGAGGUCAUUUUCUCCUCCAUCACAACGUCCUCCUCCACCCAUCUUUAGUCCUGGACUCGAGCAUUUACAGCAGACAAGACACUCAGGUUCAGAGUCAGUACAGAGGGAGUCGGUGUCAGUAGGUGAGAGGUCGUUCAGCAGUGUGACUCCUGUGGCUCGUUUCUCAGAGGAGGAAAAGAAAGUUUCAGUGAUCAAGGCACCUCAUUAUCAGGGCAUCGGGCCAGUGGACGAGUCGGGCCUCCCCCUUGCUAUCCGCACGACUGUAGACAGGCCUAAGGACUGGUACAAGACCAUGUUUAAACAAAUCCAUACGGUGCAUAAACCAGAUGAUGACUAUGCAGACACAUACGGUGCUACUUAUGCUGUGGGGAAUAACGAGAACUUCGACCCCGUCCACGCCCACCCACCGCCUCGGACACACACCUACCGGCCCCUGUCUCGCAACUCCAACGAGCCUGGCAGAGCUCCGCCCCCUCGAGAGACGAGUCCCGUACCACCGCCACCCCCACCCAUGCCCUCGCUCCUGCAGCUACGCUCACGAGAUCUCGAUCGUGAGAAAGAGCUCCCGCACGAUCCAAACGAAUGGAGCCCCCCGGAUCGUAAGGUGGACACGCGGCGGUAUCGUGCGGAGCCGCGCAGCAUCUUCGAGUACGAACCGGGCAAAUCCUCCAUCCUGGAGCACGAGCGACCGGGUUUUGCGUUAGAAGCAGAUGAGAUAGAUUUAGAGAACGAGCCGUGGUUUAAGUUCUUUUCAGAGCUGGAGUUCGGCCGGCCGCCUCCCAAAAAGAGGCUGGAUUACACGCCUGACUGCUCCACCCACCCCAGCACACAGACGUCUCUCUAUCUCUCAUCCUCCGAACGGCCUGAGAGCACCUCCAGCAGUGACUACAGGAAGAGACGAAAAUCGGAGCCGUUUGUCACUCAGCAGAGCACAGGAAAUGAGCAGAAUGCUGGUCCAGCCUCGAGACUUCAACCUUACAAAUCCAACAGUUUGAAGAAGCCUGCUGUACGUUCCUCACCUUCCUCUCCAGCAAAAGCAAAAGCUGGAGGCACUUGUGAGUCUCUCUCUCCAUCAGUGAGCUCCCCAGGUAUGGACCCAGUGUCCUCUCACCUCUCAUCUGACACCCUCUCCUUGUCCACAUCCACCCUGCGCAGUUCCAAACAAUCUAUCAGCUUUAAGAAUGGUUGGCAGGUGUGCCAGAAGGACAGCCCUGAAACCUGGAGCAGUGUGGAAGAUGAGGAAGCGGGAGCGUCCUCGCCUCAUCUCAAGUCUCGCAGUUGUGAUAACUUACUCUCAGACAGUAGCGUUGGAAUGAACGGAAACCAUUCAGAAAGCAUCGGAUCACUGCUUGGUGAUGGUGGGACACGCCAACCACAGGCACAAGCAAAGAGUCUCAAUUCGUCCCCCAGAGCACGUCGGCAUCACCGGCGCAAAAUGGCCCACGAUACUCCAGGAUUCCUUCAGCUUUACAAGACGAUGCAUCACAUCGAUCGGGCACAGCUUUUGCCCUCAGAAGUGAUCUGUUCUGUCCGUGCCCGCAUCCUGGAACUGGAGAGACAACAGCAGCAGCAGAGGAAAAGCCUGGAUUCAUGGGCACCAUUAGGCCAGGAAGUACCACAGAGCAUGGUGCCAAAUCGGAUCUCAGAGUAUGAGCAGAUGAUCCAAAAGUCAAAAUCCAUGCCAGACCUGGGCGAAGAUAACACUCAAUCAGGCACCACCACGCCAGGGUCUUCUCGAGCCAGCAGUUGCCCCAAGCGUCGCUUCUCAGUUGAAUCUCUUCUAGAGGAGGAGGACCCUCCAGAAAGGGCAAGAAGUCCCCCAGAAGGCCAACCACGGCCAGGUCCAGAAGAUCGAAGCCUUGUUCCGGUUGUCAGACAGAACCUACACAAACAGCAAGACUACUCAGACAGUGAGCAGGAUGCUUGCACCUCCGAAUUGAGUGACUUUAUUCAGAUAGAAGGGUCUUCAUUUUGUAGUGAGAGCGACUUAGACCACUGCUCACUAACGUCAUCGGAGAGCUUCUGUGGUUCUGGACAUCAUCACCACCAUCACCACCACCACCAUCACCAUGGACGCCGUCACCACAGCAGCCACCACCACCAUCUCCACCAGAGUCUGGGUCAGAGUCAAGGUUACCACCACCGCCACCUCAUCAGCUCUUGUAAGGGCCGUUGCCCGGCAUCCUACACCCGCUUCACCACUAUGCUUAAGCAUGAGAGAGCACAGCAAGAGAGCCACACAUCUAUCACCCCUCCACUGGCUCAGCAAUCACCCAGCCUUUCCAAGCUGGCCUUCCUGGUUAGCCCGGUGCCUUUCCGCAAGAAGCGGGGUUCCUCACCAACCCAGCAGCACUAUAGUCGCUCGGGCCACCACAAAUCAAAGGCAGCCAUGUAUGAGGCUUUAGACGCUGCCCUUCAAGACAUUUAUGACCACUUAAGGGCUGAGAAAGGGCUUGGAGCUGCUCGGUUGCCGGAUGACAGCAUUUUGCGUCGGCUCCUGCAGGAGUUGCUCCCAGAAGUUCCCGAAAGGAGCUCAUCACUGCGGGGCCGGCGGGGGACUUGCUCCCCUUCCUCCUCCCACCACUACCAGCCUUACCACAGUGCCUCCUACCAGCAGCCGCACCACGCAGAUGCCUCCAACAACAACCAGCACACUAAUGCUAGCUCUAACGCACACUACUAUUCAGAUCAGGGCACUGACGCUGGUUGCAUCACACCUCAGAACAGAAAACCUACUCCGGAACGAGAGAGACAGUCUGCCAGGGCUAUUUACGAUUUUAAAGCUCAGUCCAGCAAAGAGCUCUCGUUUAAAAAGGGUGAUGCAAUCAACAUCGUCAGGCAGAUCGACAGCAACUGGUACGAGGGAGAGCACAGGGGGCGCAUUGGGAUUUUCCCUAUCUCUUAUGUCGAGAGGGUCAUAUCUAAUGAGAGGAAGCAGCCGGUGCGUCCUCCUCCUCCAGCCCAGCUCAGGGAGAUGGGCGAGGCUGUGGCUCGCUACAACUUCAACGCCGACACAAACGUGGAGCUUUCGCUCCGGAAGGGUGAGAAAGUGAUCUUGCUAAGAAAAGUUGAUAAGAACUGGUAUGAAGGCAGAAUCACAGGCUCCAAUAAGCAGGGGAUUUUCCCUGUCUCCUACGUUGAUCUCAUCAAGACCUCCCCUUCUAAAAGUCCUGGUCACCGUGGAGACUCCUACAGGGUGCAAAAGAGGAUGAUGCAGGAAUCCCAGCACGGAGCAGGAGAGCCGUUCCAGGCCGUAUUUAACUAUGUGCCCCGGAACGAGGACGAGCUGGAGCUGCGAGAGGGGGACGUGGUGGAUGUGGUGGAGAAGUGCGAUGACGGCUGGUUCGUAGGAACGUCUCGUAAGAGCCGGCAGUUCGGAACCUUCCCAGGAAACUACGUUAAGAGUCUUUAAUGAAGAAUUGCGGCACGAGAAAUGAGGCCCAGCAUGGAAGCCUGAGCGUGAUUGUGUGUGUGUGUGUGUGUAUGAAUGUGUGUUCUCAUGCAAAAACUGUUGUAGCACUCACUAGCCAUCUCUAGCCAACACAUCCUUGUUCUCCUCACGCCCUUUAUGAGGAGCUUCUGCACUUCACUCCACUCACCGUAUUUAUUAGCCGUAACAUUUUUAAUAAUAAAGUAAUAGUUUUGUUUUCUGGGGAGGAGUCUCUGAGAACAAGAUGAGCUCUGAUUGGUUGAGAGGAAUGAGGUUACUAAGUAACCCCAUCAUAUGGAAAUGGAACGGAUCGGAAAAUAUUUACAUCGGAUUUACACUCUUUUUUGACGUCUUUUUGACGUCAUUACAUGGUUUCUUGUGAUUUGUGGGCGUGGCCUCGUCACAAUUAUAAACACCAAACUUAUAUACAUAAAUCGCGGCAUACAAAACGCACAUGUAACCCUUUUAUAGCGUACAACUCACGUAGGUGUUCAUAUUUCAAUUGUUCACUUCGUGCAUCACGAAAUGUUUUAUUUUUUUUUGCUAAUUUGAUUUCAAUCUGGAGGUGGAGCAAGUAAAAAAAAGCAUGCGAUUGAGAAAAAAACUGUUAUAAUUGAAAACAAAAAAUACGUACUUGUUUUUCGGGGACCUUCAAACCCUUAAGACUACGUCCUCAUCCGCGGGUGUAAACACGGACCUUUUACUUUGUUGUUAUCGUAAAACCAACGAAUCGGCUUCAGAGCGCAAGCAAGGCUAGUAUGUUAGCCGAGACUAGCUAGGACAGUUUCGCUAUGGAUGGUUACAGUAUGCACAAUUGCUAAGCUGUAUAUAUACAUUUUUUAUUUAUCUUUUCUUAGCCAAAAAACACUCAGAUCUCGGCAUGUUUCCUGCGGAGACGACGUUCCAUUCUUUUCUACGAACGAUAUGAUUACAACGCAUACUUAGGCAUUGUCAUUUGAAUACUUCCUUCGCCAUAGUUUACCUGCUCAAAAAUUUUCGAUCUAUAAAUUCUGAACAUCGCCACUCGCUGUCCCAGAUCACUCUUACUUGCAAAAGUUGUAGCGGGUCCGGGGUUAGCGACAUCGUCUUCGCGUCCCCGAAGUGUUUGAUGGGAAAUAAAAAACUCAGGAGUGAAAGAUGUUACUGCACAAGCAAUAAAUAACUUGUCUUUUCCGUCCACAACAGCAGCCAGAAUGAAGUUCGCAAAGUAUUUCAGCGAGUGUGUACAAAACAGAGUUGAUGAUGAUGAUGAUGAAAUGAUGAUGAAUCUACACUAAGUUUGUGCCACUUGUCACUCUCACUUUUUGUUUCGUUCAUGACUUUGUAAGGACACGACCUCACAGGAGGCUUUUUUUUCAUUUUGACCGACCGUGAUGUUUUAUAUUCCUUUCAGUUUUCUAGUUACGGCGGAUUAUCGUUAUGGAGUGACGAGUGACAAAAGUAGUCGCACCUUCGUUUUCAUAAACCUCACCUUUUGCCUGUUUUUUGUUGGAUUGUUUGUUUGUAUGUUAACGAAAAAAGUCCACUUGCUUUAUAAAGUCACUUUGCUCACACACAUUGCUUUGGGUUUCAUUUCGUUUCCACUCAAAUUCAGUUUAAAAGGAUUCGAGUGUUUUCCAAAAGCAAAUUUUUCAGACCCCAAAUGAACAAGUCAGAGCGACGUGUAGGAGAAAUGCUACCUGAGACGACAUGAGGAUGAAACUGUGACCUGGAAAAUGGAACCCGUGCUCUUCUGGGUGACCAAAAAUCAUCUCCAAACAAAUAUUAAGUGUAAGGACACUUAAGUAUAAAUUCUACACUCUAUGGACAAAAGUAUUGGGACACCUGACUUUUCUAGCGAUAUCUCGUCCUUCUUCAAACGUCUCCCACAAACUUGUGCACAAUUGUAUAGGAUGUAUCAUGAAAUUUUUCCUUCACAUAACCCAGUAGAUCCAUACUUGUUUCUUGUGCAAACAAGCCAUGAACCAUGGGGUGAAUUGACUGCACUCCAGGAACCUCCUCAACUCAUCUACAUUAGUACCUGAAUCUGCACAAAAUCUAGUAGAACAUCUUCUCAGAGGAGUGAAGGUCAUUAUAGGGGCAAAUUUAUAAUGGGAUGUUAAAAAAAAAAGCAUAGAACAAUAUAAUGCUCAGGUGUUCACAGACAUUUUUUCCAUACAGUGUAUCUAUAUAAGUUAGAUUAUGAAGGUACCCUGGGUAAUGUUUAGUAUAUACAGUAUUUACCUGAUGGUUUCAUGAGCUUUCUUGAGUAGAACCAUCCUACAUGCUUUUUUAUAAAAUUUUCAAAGAUCCAGUUUUUUCAGCUUCAUCAUGUUUCAGAGAGCUGUACAUGACGGUAAAUAGAAAAUGUGACUGACCUGAGAUCAGUAUCUCUAUCUUUCACAAUACUGUCAGGUUGUUAUAAUUUGUACUGAAGAUGUAAACUCUGGAAAAAUCAGCACACGUAUUGUCUCCAGCGUUGCCAGAAUGGGCCAAAAUAUUCCUACUUGUCUAUAAAAUAUAUGCAAAAAUGUGUACAGCUUUACUACAAUUAGGAGGCUGAAAGGGGACAAGAUGGUUUUUGGGGACAUGUCCAAUCUUGUACACCUUGAACUUUUUAGGGGAUGUGCGGUCACAUCCUGUCUUUAGUUUUUGUUUAAUUAGAUGGAAACUUUGAGUAUCUAAUAAACUCCUCUGUGUUCAA
Molecule: messenger RNA, 7265 nt
Organism: Silurus meridionalis
Lineage: Eukaryota; Metazoa; Chordata; Actinopteri; Siluriformes; Siluridae
Gene: sorbs2a
Product: sorbin and SH3 domain containing 2a
Exons: 26
Coding region: 473-4564 (1363 amino acids)
Cellular component (GO): plasma membrane
Molecular function (GO): protein binding
Source: RefSeq, a predicted model, not a curated record